Messenger RNA from Triticum aestivum (bread wheat), 606 nucleotides. RefSeq names its product bidirectional sugar transporter SWEET2a. The transcript has 2 exons. The coding region runs from base 55 to 606 and encodes 183 amino acids. The record is from RefSeq and is a predicted model, not a curated record. Lineage: Eukaryota; Viridiplantae; Streptophyta; Magnoliopsida; Poales; Poaceae.
CAACUCCUCGGCCGGCGGGCGACCCAGCGCGGACAGCAAGAAGGAGCCGCCGACAUGCCUACGCUUAUCGUGCCGUCGGCCGCCACCAGCGCCAAGGCCGCGGGGGUGGGCCGCCGGGUGGUGCUCACCGGCUCCAACGUCGUCGGCAACCUCGCCGCCGUGGUGCUGACGCUCGCGCCGGUGUUCACCUUUGCUCUGCCAAUCUGGAAUGAGAAUGCGGUCGGCGAUAGGACGGUGUAUGGACAUGUCGCCACGCUGUUCACCAGUGUGGCGUGCUUCCUCUACGGCCUACCGUCCUAUCCGGACGGCUUCGUCUCGCUGGCCAUAAACAUAACCUCUGUCGUGUUCCAGCUAGGGUACAUUGCCGUGUUUAUCUGGUUCGCAGCCGGGGUGGCACGCCGCCGUGCUCUGUACCUCCUUGCCACAAUCCUCAUCACGUCUACUAUCAUCACCUCCUUGGCCUUAACCAAGGUGGUCGCCACGAAUUUCGUCCCCAUCGUCGCCAUGGUCACCACCUCCUUCAACUACAUCUCCGUCGGUGUUGAUGUGGUAAGUGGAACAAGUUUCCAUCUCUACAUUUGGAUGUUUACGGUUGCAUUGAGUUAA